AUGGCUUCCCAGGGCUACCGUCCCCCGGACCCACGUGCACCCAACCCAUUCGCAGACCCACGACAACAACAACAACCGGGCCAACCAGGAAUCCAAUAUGGCCAGCGUUCUCAAUAUGAGGGCUCUGAGUCUGAGCAUGACCACUAUGGCCCUAAUGCGAGCACAACGCGUCUAGCUCCUGGUCAAUCUUGGGACGCCGAAGCCAAUCGUCGAUACAACCCUUCAAUUGACUCUCACUCUAGCAUGCCCAGUAUAUCGCCAUUUGCUGACCCUGGCCUCAAUGCCGACCCAUACCCGGCUUGGUCUGCCGACCGACAAAUCCCGAUGUCGACUGAAGAGAUUGAGGACAUCUUCCUUGACUUGACCCAGAAGUUUGGUUUCCAAAGGGACUCUAUGCGCAACAUGUUCGACUUUCUGAUGCAGCUCCUCGAUUCACGAGCCUCUCGUAUGACGCCAAACCAGGCACUCCUCACCCUUCAUGCUGACUACAUCGGUGGACAACAUGCCAACUAUCGCAAAUGGUAUUUUGCAGCCCAGCUGAACCUUGACGACGCCGUUGGUCACUCACAAAAUCCGGGGCUCCAGCGUCUCAAGUCGGUCAAAGGCGGAAAAAACAAAGGCGGCAAGUCUUUAGACAGCGCUCUUAAUCGCUGGAGGAAUGCCAUGAAUAAUAUGAGCCAGUACGACAGACUCCGACAAAUCGCCCUCUUCCUUCUAUGUUGGGGUGAAGCGGGCAAUGUCCGCUUUGUGCCAGAAUGUCUCUGCUUCAUUUUCAAAUGCGCAGACGACUACUAUCGCAGUCCUGAAUGUCAGAACAAAAUCGACCCCGUUCCAGAGGGCUUGUACCUUCACACCGUCGUCAAACCUCUUUACCGGUUCAUGCGUGACCAAGGGUACGAGGUGGUUGAAGGCAAAUUCGUGCGGAAGGAAAAGGACCACAAAGACAUUAUUGGCUAUGAUGACAUCAACCAACUUUUCUGGUACCCUGAAGGUCUUGCCCGCAUUACGUUGACAGAUAAUUCCCGUCUCGUCGACGCUCCGCCAGCUCAGAGGUUUAUGAAGUUCAGCAAGAUAGAUUGGAACCGGGUGUUCUUCAAGACGUAUUUCGAGAAACGGUCCAAGUGGCAUCUCCUCGUCAACUUCAACCGAAUAUGGAUUCUCCAUAUCUCGGUCUACUAUUUCUUCACGGCUUUCAACUCACCGCGUGCUUAUGCCCCCCGCAACAAACUUGAUCCAUCACCAGAGAUGACGUGGUCCGCUGUUGCGCUUGGCGGAGGAGUUUCGACUCUGAUCAUGGUUUUCGCUACCCUUGCGGAAUAUUCGUACAUUCCCACCACCUGGAAUAAUGCGUCUCACCUGACAACGCGUUUACUUUUCCUCCUCGUCAUCCUCGCACUUACUGUCGGCCCGACCUUUUACAUUGCCCAAAACGAUGGCAAGCCUAACCAGACUUCCCAAAUCCCACUCAUCAUUGGCAUUGUGCAGUUCUUCAUAUCUGCCGUUGCUACUCUGCUGUUCGCGCUUAUUCCAUCUGGAAGGAUGUUUGGCGAUCGUGUCGCCGGGAAAUCCAGGAAGUACAUGGCCUCACAAACAUUCACUGCCUCUUAUCCCGCUCUGUCUCGAAGUGCACGCAGCGCCUCCAUAUUCAUGUGGAUUCUCAUCUUCGGCUGCAAAUUCGUGGAAUCGUACUUCUUCUUGACGAGCUCGUUCAGCAGUCCCAUUGCGGCCAUGGUUCGGACCAAAGUCCAGGGAUGCAAUGACAAGAUAUUUGGGUCGAGUUUAUGCUCCAAUCAAGUCCUCUUCACGCUGGCCAUUAUGUACGUCAUGGACCUGAUCCUGUUCUUUUUGGACACCUACUUGUGGUACAUCAUCUGGCUCGUCGUUUUCAGUAUCGGCAGGUCCUUCUCCUUGGGUCUCUCGAUUUGGACGCCCUGGUCAGAAAUAUUCACUCGGAUGCCCAAACGAAUCUACGCGAAACUUUUGGCAACAGGCGAAAUGGAGGUUAAAUACAAACCCAAGGUUCUCGUGUCUCAAAUCUGGAAUGCGAUCAUCAUUUCGAUGUACCGCGAGCAUCUACUCUCCAUCGACCAUGUUCAGCGGCUCCUCUAUCACCAAAUUGAUGGACCUGACGGCCGUCGUACUCUCCGUGCUCCUCCUUUCUUCACCAACCAAGCUGCCGGCUCCAAGAGUGCCUUUUUCCCACCCGGAGGUGAAGCUGAAAGACGGAUUUCAUUCUUUGCGUCCUCCCUGACAACGUCAUUCCCUGAUCCUCUUCCCGUCGAUGCUAUGCCAACCUUCACCGUACUCGUACCUCAUUACUCCGAAAAGAUUCUCCUCAGUCUCCGGGAGAUCAUCCGCGAGGAGGACCAGAACACACGAGUCACGCUGCUCGAAUAUUUGAAACAACUGCAUCCUGUUGAGUGGGACAACUUCGUCAAGGACACGAAAAUCCUUGCUGAAGAAUCUGGGGCAAUGGAUGGCACUACGUCCAAUCCUGGCAGCGAAAAAUCGACCAAGGUUGAUGAUUUGCCAUUCUAUUGCAUUGGGUUCAAGACGUCAUCGCCCGAAUACACUCUUCGAACUCGAAUUUGGGCCUCCCUCCGUGCACAGACUUUGUAUCGAACCGUUUCGGGUAUGAUGAACUACUCCAAGGCCAUCAAGCUGCUCUAUCGUGUCGAAAAUCCCGACAUCGUCCACAACUUUGGUGGCAAUACCGAGCGACUGGAACGUGAGCUUGAGCGCAUGGCUCGCCGCAAGUUCAAGUUUGCCGUAUCGAUGCAGCGAUUCUCCAAAUUCAAUAAGGAGGAGCAGGAGAAUGCGGAGUUCUUGCUUCGCGCGUAUCCUGACCUGCAAAUAGCUUAUCUGGACGAAGAACCCGGCAAACAAGGUGGCGAAACCCGUCUUUUCUCUACCCUCAUCGACGGGCAUUCAGAAAUUGACGAGGCAACGGGCAAACGCAAACCGAAAUUCCGUAUUGAGCUUCCGGGCAAUCCAAUUCUGGGCGAUGGUAAAUCAGACAAUCAGAAUCACGCGAUUGUCUUUUACCGUGGCGAAUACCUCCAGCUCAUCGACGCUAACCAAGACAACUACCUCGAAGAAUGCAUCAAGAUCCGCAAUGUGCUUGGCGAGUUCGAAGAGCUCUCUGUUUCAAGUCAAAGUCCUUACGCGCAAUGGGGUCAUAAAGAGUUCAAUAAAUCGCCUGUAGCCAUCCUUGGAACCCGCGAGUACAUUUUCUCAGAGAACAUCGGUGUUUUGGGUGACAUUGCGGCUGGCAAGGAGCAGACAUUCGGAACAAUGACAGCCCGUGCGUUGGCUUGGAUCGGAGGCAAACUGCAUUAUGGACAUCCUGAUUUCCUCAACGCUAUCUUUAUGAACACGCGUGGCGGAGUUUCAAAGGCACAAAAGGGUUUACAUCUGAACGAGGAUAUUUUUGCUGGUAUGAACGCGUUCGGCCGAGGUGGGCGCAUCAAGCAUGCCGAGUACUACCAGUGUGGCAAAGGACGUGAUCUCGGUUUCGGUACCAUUCUCAAUUUCCAGACCAAGAUCGGAACUGGUAUGGGCGAACAAAUGCUCAGUCGAGAAUAUUACUACCUUGGCACCCAACUCCCCAUCGACCGUUUCCUCACCUUCUACUACGGUCACCCAGGUUUCCACGUCAACAAUAUCCUUGUCAUCUAUUCGAUUCAAAUCUUCAUGGUCACUUUGGUCUUCCUUGGUACGCUCAACAAGCAACUCGCGAUAUGUAAGGUGGACUCGCAAGGCAACGUGACUGGUGGUCAGCCAGGCUGUUACAACCUCAUUCCAGUUUUCGACUGGAUUCGUCGUUGUAUCGUAUCUAUCUUCCUUGUCUUCUUCAUCGCUUUCCUCCCGUUGUUCCUUACAGAAUUGGUGGAGCGUGGAACAGGCAAAGCGCUGCUUCGACUAGGGAAGCACUUCCUUUCAUUGGCCCCCGUAUUCGAAGUCUUCUCCACGCAAAUCUACUCGCAGUCCAUUCUGAGCAAUCUCACAUUUGGUGGAGCGCGAUAUAUUGCCACUGGUCGUGGUUUCGCAACGACUCGAAUGUCGUUUGCUAUUCUCUACUCCAGGUUCGCUGGACCCAGUAUCUACAUGGGCAUGCGUAACCUUCUCCUGCUUUUAUACGCAACCAUGGCCGUUUGGAUUCCCCAUCUCAUCUACUUCUGGCUUUCGGUUCUCUCCCUCUGUGUUGCGCCGUUCUUGUUCAAUCCUCAUCAAUUCUCCUUCGCCGAUUUCAUCAUCGACUACCGAGAAUUUUUACGAUGGAUGUCACGUGGUAACUCGCGAACAAAGGCCAGCAGUUGGUAUGGGUAUUGCCGUCUGUCGAGGACGAUGAUUACAGGUUACAAGAAGAAGAAACUCGGACUGCCCUCUGAGAAGCUUUCUGGUGAUGUCCCUCGUGCGCCUUGGAGCUCCGUCAUUUUCUCUGAAGUCAUUUUGCCGAUCUGUGGUGCCACCAUCUUCGUCGUCGCCUACAUGUUUGUGAAAUCCUUCCCCGAUGCCAAGACUGGACAGAAUCCAAGCCCGCUAAUCCGUAUCGGCCUUGUCGCCAUUGGACCCAUUGCCUGGAACGCGACAAUGCUCCUCACGCUCUUCUUCAUUUCACUCUUCCUCGGACCCAUGCUCGAGUCAUGGGCUAAAUUCGGCGCUGUCAUGGCGGCACUGGCCCAUUUCCUGGCUCUGCUUGGAAUCAUUGUGUUCUUCGAGUUCUUCUGGUUCCUAGAACUCUGGGAUGCAUCCCACGCUGUACUGGGACUGAUUUGCAUUAUUGCUAUCCAGCGUGCUGUGCACAAGAUUCUCAUUGCCGUCUUCCUGACGCGUGAGUACAAGCACGACGAGACGAAUCGGGCGUGGUGGACUGGUAAAUGGUAUGGAAGAGGGCUCGGCAACUCCGCGAUCUCGCAACCCGCGCGAGAGUACCUGGUCAAAAUCGUCGAGAUGUCGCUAUGGAGCUCCGACUUCGUCAUUGCCCAUUUCCUGCUGAUCAUCCUUACUCCCCCCAUCCUCAUCCCUGGCGCCAACCGUUUGCAUUCGACCAUGCUGUUCUGGCUGCGACCUUCAAAACAGAUUCGGGCACCUCUCUUCUCCAUGAAGCAGAAGCGCCAACGACGAUGGAUCGUCAUGAAAUAUUCAGUCGUCUACAUCGUUGUCGUCGCAUUCCUUGCUGCACUAAUCGUCUUGCCCGCGCUUUUCCGGGACACGAUUACGUUCAACUGCACGCUGUGCAAGUCUAUCUGA
Messenger RNA from Mycena indigotica, 5253 nucleotides. Its product is annotated as Glycosyltransferase family 48 protein. NCBI's taxonomy places the organism in Eukaryota, Fungi, Basidiomycota, Agaricomycetes, Agaricales, Mycenaceae. Gene Ontology annotation, cellular component: plasma membrane; 1,3-beta-D-glucan synthase complex. The record is from RefSeq and is a predicted model, not a curated record. Gene Ontology annotation, molecular function: 1,3-beta-D-glucan synthase activity. The transcript is spliced from 11 exons. The coding region runs from base 1 to 5253 and encodes 1750 amino acids. Gene Ontology annotation, biological process: (1->3)-beta-D-glucan biosynthetic process; fungal-type cell wall polysaccharide biosynthetic process.